AUGUCUCUACACUCAGCAGUAACCACCUCCGAAGAAGUCACUGACUUCGUGGUUCACAAAGCCAAUGGCUUGAAAGGGCUGGUAGAUUCAGGCCUCGCCACAACCCUGCCUCCGCAGUACAUCCAGCCGCUGGCUGAGAGGCUCGAAUCGAUCAAGAUCUCCACAUCAGCUUCGAUACCCAUCAUCGACGUGUCGAACUUGGACGACCCAAGCGUCCAAGAUUCGAUCUUUGAGGCCGCCAGCAAGUGGGGUUUCUUCCAGAUCGUCAACCACGGCAUUCCCUCCCAAGUUCUGGCCAAAGUCAUAGACGCAGCUCAUGGGUUCUACGGGCAGAGCAGCUCCCUUUCCGUUUCCGACACCGUUUUCUACGGCACCAGCUUCAGCCCCCAGGCGGAGCAAGUGCUGGAGUGGAAGGAUUUCUUGAUGUUUCAGGAUCAAGUGCUGGACUACGUGAGAAGCUCUGAGCCAGUGAUGAAGAAGCUGGUGGAGGUGCUGCUAAAGAAGAUCGGCGUGAAUGAGAUGAACAAAGAAAGAGAGCGUUGCUUGAUGGGUUUACCAAGG
This is a messenger RNA of Linum tenue, 561 nucleotides long. The record is from the annotation of a GenBank genome assembly. NCBI's taxonomy places the organism in Eukaryota, Viridiplantae, Streptophyta, Magnoliopsida, Malpighiales, Linaceae.